Messenger RNA from Falco peregrinus (peregrine falcon), 2752 nucleotides. It is a transcript of the gene ESM1, whose product is annotated as endothelial cell specific molecule 1. The record is from RefSeq and is a predicted model, not a curated record. Gene Ontology annotation, cellular component: extracellular region. NCBI's taxonomy places the organism in Eukaryota, Metazoa, Chordata, Aves, Falconiformes, Falconidae. The transcript has 3 exons. Bases 271 to 828 code for a protein of 185 amino acids.
UCCUGGAUGGCAGCAGAGUGCUAAUCCAACCUUCAUCCUGGAUUUCAUAAACUGAAACAACGGAGGCUGGCAGGAGCAGCGCUGCCGGAUUGAGGAAGCUGACGACGGUGCAGCAUGUGGGCAACACACUGUAUAAAGCUCAUAAACUUGUAGGCUGAUGUGUGCAGCUACCACUUUGGAUUCUGUACUGCUGUUUCCCUCGGCACAAGGCACCAGCAGGCUGAGCAUUAAAGCCUGCUCUUUGGGACGGAGCAUUUACCCUUGCAAGACAUGAAGGGCUUCCUGUUUCUCACACUCCUCCUGAUGCCCGUGCACGCUGGAACUGCUUGGAGUGCGAAAUACGCAGUAGAUUGUCCCGAGCCCUGUGACAGUAACGCAUGCAAAAGUACCUUGCGCUGUAAGCGAACAGUGCUGGAUGACUGUGGCUGUUGCAGAGUGUGUGCAGCUGCUCUGGGGGAGACUUGCUAUCGUACGGUCUCGGGUAUGGAUGGUGUCAAGUGUGGUCCUGGGCUGAAGUGCCAGUUUUACACUGAGGAGGAUGACUUUGGUGAUGAAUUUGGUAUCUGCAAAGAAUGUCCCUAUGGUACCUAUGGAAUGGAAUGCAGGAAAACCUGCAACUGUCCCUCUGGCAUCUGUGACAGAGUAACCGGCAAGUGUUUGAAGUUCCCAUUUUUUCAACUGUCUGCUUCAAAGCCUCCAAAUCGACGAAAAAUAGUUUCACACACAGAGAAUGACAUGGCAUCAGGGGAUGGCAAUUCUGUAAAAGAGGAACUUGUUAAGGAAAAAGCUAUUCGCUCUCCGGUAAUGAAAUGGCUAAAUCCUCGCUGAUACUUAAUUACACUUAUAAGACUUUCAAGUGAAUGCAUUUGUCACAGAUUAUUGAAUAUGCAACAACACACUUUAAGAACAAAAGUAGAUCUGUAACAUAUGAAAAUGUAACCUCUGAAGGCCAAUUGUGAUUCUGUUUUUCAUGAGCAAAAUGUUUACUGAAAAAUAGACUGUACAGUGUUUAUGAUUUUUGAUACUUGUUUUGAUAAGUAUUUGAGCAGAGAAAUGUAUUGUGGAUUCCUGAAUGUAUGGUAAUAUUAGAAAACCAAUAUGAUUCAGCCCUCCUCAUUUAAAUAAUGCCAGAGGCUGACUCUUGCAGCCUGAGGCUGGGAAAGCUCUCACUGAAUUCAGUGUACAGUUUGGGUGAGUGAAACUACUGGUGUGGAGCCAACAUGAAAGAAACGCACAGCAACAAAUCCCAGGAUAGAAAGCAAUAAUCCUGAAUUGCAAAAAGAAGAAUAAUGUAGGAGCACAACAGUGUGAAUUAAAUAAGCCAAUUUUAGUUAUUAGUAACUUUCUGUUUUUUGGAAGUUUGGUGACCAUUCUUCAGAGAUAAAUACACCUUUCUUCAGUGAGAAAACACCCAGCUUUUCAGUUUAUAUAUUGUGAAUAACUUAGCCAAGACACUGCAGACAUCAUAUAUGGUAAUGAAGUAGACUUCAAAAGUUAAAUACCGUACAAAGAAACAGCAGCUUAUGAAACUGUACAGACUUGUAGAGGGUGACCUGAAAUGAAAGCUGCCUAGCAUUAUUUAAAUAUAUGUUUCCAUAAAGCAGCUACUUUGGUGCCAUUAAGGUGAUGUCUGCAUUUCUUGGAGAAGAGGGGAUAAAAAGUCAGAGGCCAGCAAACAGACCUUUGUACUUUCCAUUUUCUUUGCUAGCUGCAGCCCAGCUGUGACUCACAGGGAGUUUAUCUGGCCCACUGUAGGGAAGACUUGGACCCUCAGUGAGUGGUAGUGCAGCCGCAGCCUACAGUAUGUUGGUACCCAGUCCUUUGCUUCUUACUGCACAAGCAAGAAGUCCCAUUAGAGCUAGGAGAAUAACUUAUAUACAUUACAGUGGCAGUCCCUCAUUCAGUCCAGACUGGAUGGUAUACUCGUAACAUAAAAAUCUGCACUGAGAUGGAUUUGCCAAUAUGUCUGGAAACAACUGGAUCCUCAGAUAAUGGAAAUUGAUGUAGCUGUGUCAGGGUGAACCUGGAUCGCAUCUGUUUAGGAACUGCCUCGUAAUGCAGAGCACUCUCAUUGCAAAUGUGGUUUGAAUUUAGUAUUUCCUUUGAAAUCAAUGUGAGCUUUGACAGUGACUUCAGUGAAAGAAGGAGCACACAGUGUUGCAGCCAAAGUGUGCAGGAUCUGAAAGCGUACUUUAAAAACUACAAACAACAGAAACUCCAACACCUUUACGAAGUCCAAAUCGUGAUCCAAAGCCAGCGUUGGUGGAAGCAGGUUGCUGUCACCUGGGAAACUAGCACUGAAUCAUGCUGCUCUAGAACAAGAGGAUGAUGAUAGCAGUAGACAUACAAAUGUCAGUAUGACAGGGCAGGCUCUCUUGAUACGAUAAUUGGAGACAAGUAAACAUGAAUCUCAAACUAGCAUAUACCACAUUUUAACCUGUAUUUGAAUGUUUGGGUCUGAGAGGCAGUAAUAUUAUCUUGGGAUAUUUACAAGCAAGCAUACUGAUUCUCAUCUACUGACAUCAAAAGUGAUUUUUUUCUUGAUUUCAGUGAGAGCAGGAUCAAACCCAUGGUCCUUCAGCAGACUGAAGAGAAUUAUUUAAAGAAUGUAGUAAAUAUUUACAUACAUUAUUACUAUUCUGCAAUAAGUGUCAUAAAUGACAUGACGAGUUCUUGAAUGUAAAUCUAAUAAGCUGGUUGGUUUUAAAAAGUAUAUGAUUAUUAUUAUUCAAUAAAAACACAACUGAAAGUA